AUGCAGAUCAUCAUGAAGACCCUGACUGGGAUGACCAUAACAGUGGAUGUGGACAACAAUGACACUAUUGAGAAUGGCAAGGCAAAUAUCCAAGACAAGGAAGGCAAUCUUCAUGACCAGCAGAGAUUGUUCUCACAAAGAGCUUUAAGGCAGUACCUUGUAGGAUUCCAACAUCCAGGAGUCCACCUGACACCUGGUGCUGCAUCUCAGAGGUGGGAUGCAGAUCUUCAUGAAGAACCUGACAGGCAGACCAUCAACCUGGAGGUGGACCUCAGUGAUACCAUUGAAAAUGUCAAGGCAAAGAUCCAAGUCAAGGAAGGCAUCUUCUGA
This is a messenger RNA of Sciurus carolinensis (gray squirrel), 330 nucleotides long. RefSeq names its product polyubiquitin-like. Gene Ontology annotation, molecular function: protein tag activity; ubiquitin protein ligase binding. Gene Ontology annotation, cellular component: cytoplasm; nucleus. The transcript has a single exon. Bases 1 to 330 code for a protein of 109 amino acids. Gene Ontology annotation, biological process: modification-dependent protein catabolic process; protein ubiquitination. NCBI's taxonomy places the organism in Eukaryota, Metazoa, Chordata, Mammalia, Rodentia, Sciuridae. The record is from RefSeq and is a predicted model, not a curated record.